UUUGGACGCGACUCUCCCAUCGCAACUUUGUCGCAACCCUCGACAGCAGGACGCUGAAUUGGAAAUCAUACCCAAAACUGUUCUUCAGAACCCGUCACAAUGCAAGACCCAAGUUUCAGGGUUCCAGCGAGCCUGCUACCCCAUAUCCAUUUGCUUUCGGCAUAUAGCUUCCCUAUCUACCAGACGAUCACUCAAGACCAAGUUUUCGAAUACUUGUUGAAGGCCCCUUCAAUCAUCAAUGAUAUCCGACCGGUGGCAUGGACGUUUCUUGCUCCUCCAGGGGACGGAACUAUGUUCCUUGCCUGGCAACCGCAGAUGCGCCUGGGGAGCCGUUUUGCCAGCGAUGGCUACGUGUGGGGCGAUCAAGAACAGACAUAUUCGAUGGAACUACGAGGUUAUACGAUGGAAGUCCUGAUUCACCGCUUUGGGUAUCGUCCGGGUGAGAACGUCGCAUCUCACAGCCGUCAACGCUACCGACUUGUCGGAAAGUCUCCUUCUACGACCGGCCCGGAUCCAGACCCGUCCCUUUGGAUCGUCCAUUAUUCCCAAUCCGACCCUCAGCACCACAUUCCGGUCAUGAACCUUCCCAUGCAACCACACACAAACGCGAUCCUACAGGAACGCCGCAUGGUCGAGCGACAGGGCCAUCUCGUCCGGAAGGAAUUCAUGUUCAAAGAUCGUGCGAACUGGCCCGACGUGAAGUUCGUCCAUGGCCCAGCAAUGGGGCCGGGCAUGGUACCUCCGGGUCCCAUGUAUCCCAAUCAAAUGAUGCAACAGAUGCCCGCAGGUCCAUCAAGAGCAGCUGCACAGUACUACCAGCAAGCACAGGGUCCGAUGGUGGCGGGACCUCCGGCGAAACGAGCAAGGCAACAACCACCAGCACAAUUACCAGGCGGAACCGCCCCGGUGAAUGCAAUGGUUGAACAAGAUCCGGCUUUAUACGACGAACACGUGGCGCACCAAGGCGACCUUCUUGACAACUUGACUCCCAAGGAGAUCAGUGUUUUGCGAUACAAGCAACAUCACGUGUGGAUGGAUGAAAUCCUCAGCUCGACUUUCGCGGCGGAGAAGAUCCAGCCGCUCGACCUUGGUCUUGGUCUCAGCGGACAAUUACGGCAAAUAACCGACGGCCUAAACACCGCUACUCCCGGUCCUCAAACCCUGGAAAAGGAUAAGAGCAGGGUCAAGGACAACCAUCAACUCAAUCUGAGUGCUGACGAUGCCCCUCUUGUACCGAUUCCUGCCUAUAAUAAGAUCACUCGUGAACAACUGGACUCGGUGCAGAAGCGCGUCGAUAAGUUCGUCGAGCAGGGUGAGCGGGAAAUGGAAGAGUUGCGCAAGAAGCAUGCGAGGAGAGUGGCGGACAUGAAGAGGGCGCACAAGUUCGCGGAUGCUGAAGCUCAACUGAAGCAGAUGUUCGACGAUGCUAUGUAUGACGAGGAGGAGGCGGGGGCGGUCGGAGCCAGUCCAGCCAGCGGAUUCGGUGUAAUGGCUCUAAACAAAGUCGAUGAUGUGGUUCGCGCAGUGGAGGAGUCACUAGACGUGGCUAUUGAGGAGAAGCGUGCUGUCAAAUGCUUGCAAAAAGGCGGGCUCUUGGAAGAAGAGCAAAUGCGGUAUGAGUCUAAAUCCGAGCUCAACGGCAGUAAGGGAACAUCUGAACUGCAAGCCAUCGGUGAGACUGGUCUCGACGGAGCCGAUUCGCGUGCAAUUGAUGAGACAAUGGGCGACGCACUUGGCGAUUCCAUGGUGGAUGAUGCAAUCGGCCAUGGGACCAUGGACGGCGGCGACCUCACGUCUGGUUUGCUAGACGAAUUCAUGACAUCUACACCGGAUGCGAGUGGCAACCAGGAGAACGGAUCCUAUCAAACUGCUGAGGUGGCAGCGCAACCAGAUGCUGCCGAUACCCCGAACGCUAGUACGGCGCCGGCGCAUCUACCUGCCCCAGCACAGCAAGAAGCAAGUGCGGCGCCCACUCCAACCGAGCCGCAACAGAAGGCCGAACCGUCAGCUUCCGGUGACGAAAGCACCCCGCUCCAAGGUGAGCAAGACGGCAUGCAUCUCCUCAACGACAUGGAUCUCGACGUCGACAUGACCGGCCUAGAGGGCGAAGGGGCUUCCGCUCUUGCUGCUACGGCUGCCGAGUCUAGUGAAAAGAAAGACGAUGACUGGGUUCUUGUGCAAGAGCCCUCCCCAGCAGCUGCCCAACAAGUCGCUGAUACUAAAGAUACGAAUACUUCCGUCCCUGCUACUACCAACGCUUCUGCUCCGGCGACUACAGCAUCGGAACUGAGUGCCCACACCUCCGCCCCAGCCCAAGUUGACACCCCAACAGCUGCCGGACUCACGUCCACGACACAAGUCGAGACGCAGGAAAACAACACGCCGGCGAUGUUCGACAACCACGGCUCGAAUGAUGAUUUUGAGACGUUCGACGGACUGAACACGGCGGGCGACGCCCUGGCGGAUUUUACGGAUCUGGAUGGAGGAGUCUUCGGUGACAACAUGGGGACGCCUGGGCAGUGAGCCGGGCUAUUUCGAGCCAUUUGGUUCGCUCGGGUUUCGGCGCUUCGGGGGAUCAAGAGAUCUAAUCUAGGAAAGGAAAAGGUCCUGCGGUGUUCGAUGUUGUAUGCACGCAAUAAAUGCAUAUACAUGGCACAGUCUUUGCACGUUCAAGCGUGUGUGCGUCCGCGGAGUCUGCAGACGGAAUCGGGAGUUGCCAGGAAAUCAUUUGGGAUGUCAUGGUAGCACGACAGGACGGAAUUGCGAAUGCAACAUGUCUCUUCUCUGUGGUGUACUGUCUUCCUUUUCAAUGGGAGCGGCGCCCUCUUCCCGCGGAUGGCGUUCGAAGGAAAGCCCCGAUCCAAACUUGACUUACCUAUGGCGUUUAAGGUAUGAUGGCCAUCGGGAAGAUAGGGGACGAUGAAUUAGAAAUGGCGACAAGAUACAUAAUUACUCAAUUAGGCUUGUCUUGUCAUACCAUGUUCUCCUGCGCUUGUCUCCCACGCGAUGCCAGUG
Molecule: messenger RNA, 3015 nt
Organism: Eremomyces bilateralis CBS 781.70
Lineage: Eukaryota; Fungi; Ascomycota; Dothideomycetes; Eremomycetales; Eremomycetaceae
Product: DUF1750-domain-containing protein
Exons: 3
Coding region: 100-2523 (807 amino acids)
Biological process (GO): chromatin remodeling
Source: RefSeq, a predicted model, not a curated record